Messenger RNA from Procambarus clarkii (red swamp crayfish), 2157 nucleotides. RefSeq lists its product as uncharacterized. Gene Ontology annotation, biological process: protein peptidyl-prolyl isomerization. NCBI's taxonomy places the organism in Eukaryota, Metazoa, Arthropoda, Malacostraca, Decapoda, Cambaridae. The record is from RefSeq and is a predicted model, not a curated record. Gene Ontology annotation, molecular function: zinc ion binding; peptidyl-prolyl cis-trans isomerase activity.
CUGUAUCUCACAAUAAACAAAACAGCUUUGAGCGAUUCGUACUUCAACGGGCAACAAGCUACUUUCGACCUCUCGUAAUGUUGUUGUGGUGGUGUGUAUCUAGUUAUGGGCAAUCAACAAAACGAGGAUGUAAUACAUAAGCUAUCUAACUCAACCAAAGAUGGUGAAUUGCGGAAUUUUACUAUACACCAGCUCAAUGGAGGCCUGAGUAGCGGUGAUGGACGAGCUGGCGUGUUCAGUAUGUUCUGAGGAAUUCAGGGGUGGUAUUCGAGAGCCUGUGGUGCUGCCACAGUGUGGCCAUACCUUCUGCCGGCCCUGCCUCCUCAGCCUACAGGCAAUGCACCCUAGCUUGAGGUGCCCCGCCUGCAGGAGACGACACAAGGGAGCCUCCGUGGCCCACCUCCCUACCAACUUCACCGUCCUCAACCUGGCCACCGCUGCUCACGCAAACAACAAGCAUGAUAUUGAGGCAUGUCAGCACCAUGGUGACCCUGUGAGGAUGUGGUGCAACCCGUGCCAGGAGCCGCUCUGUGGCCAGUGCCUCUUUGAGCGACACAUGACUGAAAAACACCACGUUGUCAAGAUCCAGUCUGUGGUCAGGGAGAAGAAGCAGAACAUGGAGGCACAGACGGCGGAGAUGCUGGAGUAUGUGGAGGAGGAGCGAGCCAACCUUGCCGACGAGGUGCACAGCAUCGCCCAUCACCUGGCUUGUAUCCAUAGGAGAAGUUCAGCUCUCACUAGGUACGUCACGGAUGUGCACAGGAUCUUGAAGGACGUGAGGAAAACGACGCGCAUAGUGUCCGUGUUGGCAAACGAGAAUAGUUUGGAAAGUUUGUCUUCCCAAUUAGGAACAAAGCAUUGCAAUGACGUUAAAAAGAGUGUUGACAAUGGCCAAGAGAUAAGAAGUAGUCCAGUGGCACCAUUCAAGUCAGAUAUAUGUGACAAUAACAAAGCUUGUCACUGCUGCAAUAACUCUGAAAACUGCAGAGAAAGCGACGAGGCGCACCAGGACAAACCCUCACGGACCCUUCAGUUAGUUGACAGCGAAAACAACAUACAGACAACGGAGACAGGCGUCGAUGGGGCGUGCAAGAGAGACAGGAGCGAGACAGACGUCAACGAAGGUAUUCGCAGUCGAGAAAAACUGACCAGUGACUGCGGCUCCGAUAACGAUCAAAAUGAUGAUGGCGAAGCUUCCGAUUCAGAGAGUGAGCCGAGAGUCAAGGAUGAGAUGGCCAUGUGGCCCCUGACGCCCUGUGACACCACGGGCACUUCACCAUUGUGGCCACGUAUCGACUGGACACACUUCUGUUACCAGCUGCCGGUGGUACAGCUGCUGGUACCGCCAGAGAAACCAGAAGUGUUCCUGCAGCUGAGUGUGGGAAGAAGAAGCCUAGGCCGCGUCCACAUACGUCUGUGGGGAUACCUGCGCCGCGCCCAGCACUUCCUGGCUCUGUGUCUGGGCACCCUUGGCCCCUCAUAUAAGGGCUCAAGGUUCUCAAAUGUGGCUAGAAAGGGACAGCCUGGGGAAAGCCUAGUUGGAUGUCAGUAUAGAACAGAGGGCGGCAGCAGUAGCGCCCGUGGCCUGCUGGAGGGCCUGGAAUGGCGAGGCAACUACUCAGGCCCGGUGAAGGAGGGUGUACUGGGAGGAGCGAGCGACGGAGACCCAAAUCUUGAAGCCUUUUUUGGGAUCUGUACCCGCGACUAUCCAGAGGGAGAGUACUACUGCCCCUUCGGCGAAGUGGUGGGCGGGAUGGAGGUGGUACGUAGAGCUGUGGCUCACGACCCCGUCAGUGACGUCACUAUUACUGACAUUACGUCGGCCAGGAAUGAUGGCUAACGUCGUGUUUUAACUAUUAUCAUGAUCUUCAAUCAAGUGCUGGGUUUGCUGCUGGCUUAUAUACAUCAACAGUCAAACUCUUACGCCCAUUAUGUGAUGUUACCGGUAUAGUGCAUGUUCAAAUGCGUCAUAUAAUUUUUUCCAUUUGUUUAUAACAACACACUUUUGCAAUCAGUAACACACUUAAGUAUAAGUAUAUAGUAUUCUACAACAAAUUCUCUGCAGAGCCUACUUGAGGUCUCACAGGAUACUCUGUUAAGUACCAACUUUGACAGUAACAAUGUGGGAAUUAACUGAAAUAUAUGGUGACACGCUCA